UUUAAGGAUCUCUCUUACUAAAAUUAGAACAAGUUCCACCGAAUCCACUGUGAUCAAUCCAUCAUCAAGAAGAAGAAGAGCAGAUCUGAAAUGGGUUCAGAGACUUUUCUAGAGGUGAUACUGGCAAUUCUCCUACCACCUGUUGGUGUCUUCCUGCGUUAUGGCUGUGGGGUGGAGUUCUGGAUAGCUUUGUUGCUGACAAUAUUGGGGUAUAUACCUGGAAUCAUUUAUGCAAUUUAUGUAUUGGUGGGAUAGUACUAAGAUACCCUGAUACCAGAUCUGUGAUGUUUGCAGUAUCUCUGUACUUUUUUUUUUUUUUUUUUUUUUAUAUUUGCCUCUUGUAUUGUUGUUGUAAUCUGGAGUCUAAGGUUUUGUUUGUUUGUUUGUUGUUUAUCCCAAGUAAUCAGUUUUCUUCCUCUGCAACCAUUUCUCAUGAAUCCGUUUCAAAUAUGAGUGGUACAUUCAUUGGUACAAUAGAUCUAUA
This is a messenger RNA of Tripterygium wilfordii, 484 nucleotides long. Its product is annotated as salt stress-induced hydrophobic peptide ESI3. The transcript is spliced from 2 exons. Lineage: Eukaryota; Viridiplantae; Streptophyta; Magnoliopsida; Celastrales; Celastraceae. The record is from RefSeq and is a predicted model, not a curated record. Bases 91 to 255 code for a protein of 54 amino acids. Gene Ontology annotation, cellular component: membrane.